UAACGAUUUCAUCUUAUUGACGGGUGAUUUUUAAAAGGGCGUGGAUGACCUAGGUUUUUGCAUCUUGUUUUUUGUAUUUCGGUUUCGACGUAGUUAGGCUGACGAAGUUUGCUAAAAAUAUGAAGGUAACUCUCGUUUGACUCACUGUGCAAGUUCAGCAAAUCAGGGAUAUACACCUCUUGAAACCUGUUCUUUGCUUUGGACUCGAAUGCAUCUAUAUAUUGGUUAAAUCAUGAAUUAUGAAAAUACCCCAAAAUAUGAAGAUCAAUGGGCAAACUUUAUACAGUCAUUAGACGUUGACCCUGAUAAAGCCAAGGGUAUUGAACAGCUGCCCGAUGAUCAGAAACGUCAAUUAUUGGAAAAUUAUGCUGUAAAAAAUCCAAAGUUUUCCGCUUUUCAUUAUGUUAGCCUGAUUAAAGGCUUGCGUGUCGGGCGGUCAACAUUGACAAAGAAUCCACGUAAAGGUGAUGCACAGCAAGCGAAAGAAAUUCUCUUAGCUACAGAAAUAUCAUUGCGAACAAACAAUGUAGCUUGGGUUUAUGAUUUUCUCGAUCAAGAGGGUUUGGAAGCAUUAGUGAAUUAUGUAUCUAGAGUAAUACACAUGGUUAUGAGAACUGAUUUCCGCCCUACCGUGGAUGCCAUUCAGCAACAACGUUCUGCUCUUCUAGGUUCAUUUAGCUCGGAUCAAGCAGUUUCUAUAACUGAUCUGUGCGAUAAUAUUAAUGAAAGUGAUAAAGUUGGAUCUGGUUUAUGGUGCUCUAGUUUAAGGAAGAAAAAACAUGAUCGCAUUUCUUUUUCGCCUAUUCAUGUCCGACAUAUAUCUGAUUCAAUCAGGGAUAGUCUUCAUCAAGGUGUCAGAUGCUUUCGUGCAUUACUUAAUAAUCAGCGUGGUUGUUCAAUGGUAUUUGAGCAUCCUCAUGCCGUGAAUGUGAUUGCUCUGUGUCUCCUGCAUCCAAGUUACCAAACAAAAACCUUAGUACUUGAACUUUUAACAGUUGUCUGCUUAAUCACUGGUGGACAUGAACGUGUAUUAAAUGCAUUUGAUAAUUUUAAAAAAGAAGUUGGGGAGUCUACACGUUUUGAAUAUUUAAUACAUUAUUUUUUCACACAUGAAUCUGAAUCUCCAGAUUAUAAUAUGGAUUUUAUGGUAUCGUGUAUGCAAUUUUUCAAUAUAGUUGUACAUUCAACAGAUGAUAUAAUGUUAAGAGUAUAUUUACAAGAAGAAUUUAAACAUCUUGGAUUAGUUAAUUAUUUAUCGAGAAUAUACAAUCAAUCCGGUGAUCGUCUUCUACGUCAAAUAGAAGCAUAUAAUGAUAAUGAAGUGGAUGUUGCAGUAUUAUUAGAAGAUUCACAAAUGCGUGAUGUGUUACAACAAGAGAAAGAACAAGCAGAAUCAGAUCUGAUCAUUUUACAAACUCGUACAGCAACAAUCCAAGCAGAAUAUGAAAAUAAAUUAUUGGAGCUUCAACAGAAAAUACAAGCUUUGGAAAUAAAAAAUCAAGAUUUAGAGAAUCAGCGCACUAAUCAAGAUGGUCAACUGUCUACACUACGUGCUCAAUUAUUGGAUAAAGAUAAAAGCACAACAGAACGUGAGCGUAAUUUGCAACAACGACUACGUGAGCUAGAAGAUACUUUGAAUACAGUUAAAAAUUCACAGUCGAAAUCACAAAUACAAGUGAAUGGCAUAGUUGGUAACUCUACCGAAUCGAUAAACACAACAACUGGUGUUAUUACUGCUGCUGCUAGUGCUCCACCACCACCUCCUCCCCCUCCGCCACCACCCCCGCCACCCCCACCACCAUCUGCAGGUGGUAUACCACCACCACCUCCUCCUCCUCCACCGGGAAUGGGUGCAAUGGUGCCUGGUGCAGAAGGUGUUUCCAUACGACCGCCCAUACAAACUCGAUACAAAUUACCAUUAGUUAAUUGGGUCCUGUUGAAAAAUCAACAACUUCGUGGUACAAUAUUUGUUGGCAUGAAUGAUGAAGCUGUUUUGGAUGCAUUGGAUACUGAAAGAUUUGAAAAUCUUUUCAAAUUGUCUAAUCAGUCAGUGAAUAAUAGUAAUAAAUCGGGUGUAAAUAAUCUGAUCAAUGGAUUAGAUCAGAAAGACAGUCGAAUAAGUAAAAAAGUUGAGAAAAAAUCUUUAAUGGAUUCAAAUAGACAUCGUUGUAUUGGCGUUUUAUUACGUUAUUUGGAAUCUGAAAAAUAUACACCAGAACGUUUAUGGAAUGAUAUUAAUCGUUUAGAACUAGGUCAAGAUGUAACAGAUCGUAUAUAUCAUCAAUUGCCAACAGCUGAUGAAGUGAAAACUUAUUUAAAUUAUGAAUUCACUGAACAACGAUCUAUUGAUGAUUUAACGGAUGAAGAUCGUCUUUUACUACAUUUAUGCAAAGUUGAACGUUUAGGACCUAGAUUAGAAAUUAUUUUAUUCAUGAAUUCAUUUGAAGAUAAUUUGAAUGUAGUGAAUUCGAAAAUUAUUGCUGUAAGAUCAGCUUCGUUAGCAUUGAAGAACAGUUGUAAAUUUAGAGCUAUCUUAGAAAUUAUAUUAGCUUUUGGCAAUUAUAUGAAUAGUUCCAGACGUGGUAUUGCCUACGGUUUUCGUUUACAGAGUUUAGAUGCUUUAUCCGACACACGGACUUUGGAUAAAUCAUGGACUCUGCUUCACUUCAUAGUUGAAACAAUUGAAACCCAAUUUCCUGCCCUAGUUAAUUUUGACGAUGAAUUGACUGGUGUUGUAGAAGCCGCAAAGGUUCCAACAGAAGCUUUAACAAAUGAUGUAGCAGCAUUAGUUUCUGGUAUGUCACAAGCUGAUAAAGAGACAAUUAUUUUUGGUUCAUUGAAAACACCACAACGUUUAUCAGAUUUUGUAUUGAAUAAUAAAUCUAAAGUGGAAUCUAUUGAAAAACAAGCAGAAACUGCACGUAAUAUGUUUGCUAGAACAAUUGAAUGGUUUGGUGAAGCGCAAAUUAAACCUAGUCCAGAACAAUUUUUCAGUUUAAUUGUUCGAUUUAUUAAAAAUUUCAAAAAUGCAAUAGUCGACAACGAAGCACGACGUCGUGUUGAAGCCCUUCAAAGUUUAAAUUCUAUAACCGGUGAUGAUAAUGGCCCAUUAUCAUCAAUCAAUCAAAUUUCAAUCAACCAUAUUCCAAAAAGACCAAAAGAUGAUGUUCCUGUUUCGGAAUUACAGAAGCGCUUGGCACAAGAAGCUCGGUUGGCUAAACGACGAUUUAAAAAUCGUACUAGACAGAUUACAGGCGAUGGAAUGAUGGACGAAAUUCUAGCAGAAUAUGCCAAAUCAAAUGGAGAAUUUAUGGUCACGGUUCAUUCAUCGUCCGCUUAUAAUGUAAUCAAAUCACGGGCCUAGAUUAAAAUUGUCAUUAAACGUGGAUAAAUAAUAAUAAUAAUAAAUCAUGUGUCACCCAACUUCACAGUCAGAAAUGUUACCAAUGAGCUGUUCGGGCCACGACUGACCUCUUGUGAGACAGAGAUGUAUGUAAAAUUGGUUGAUCAUUGAGUAACUCAUGAAUUAUAAACUAAUCGAUUCAAAAUAAUAUUACUUACAAUCGUAGUUUAGAAGUAAACAUGACAAUUCAGUUUGAAAGGGAUUAAUAAAAUAUAAUGUUAAACUUUCCAGCUAUUAACUUAUAAAUAGUGGAUGUAUCUGCACUACUGUAAUCGAUCUUUAUCCAUAUCAGCUUGAUCAUUUGUAUGAGGGAGGGUUGAAGUACACUUAUUUUUGUUUAAUAACUAACCAUCUCGUUCAUGAUUUAUGAAAAAUUUAAUUAGUAUUAUAUCUCCUUUUAUUAUUGUUAAAAUCGUUAAAUAAUCUUAAGUAUCUUUAAACUGAGCACGUACAUGUUUUCUUUAAAUACUACUAUAUAUUAUUCCGCUUAAAACUCAAUCUGAUGAUAAUUCAUUCGCAAUCCUCCUCCGUAAGUUUCUUUUUCAUCUUCGACUAUUAUUGUUGCUUCAGUAUGGGAUUGUAAAGAUUGGUAAGUUUUUGAUUGAAAUCAUGAAUCGAUCGAUGAUGUUAGACCGCUAUUGAAAACUUGGAAGCACUGGACGGUCACUUUAUCCUAGUAUGGGACUCUUCAACAAUGUAUAUUAACCUUAUGAUUUUAUCAAUUUCAGUUAAUUUUCCAUUUUAUAUAAAUUGAAUCAUUCAACUAAUGAUAAUCAUUUUUCUUUCAAAUAAUAAACACUUUAUUUGUAUUUUUGUACAUUUUAUAAAUUUAUACAUAUAUAUAUUUAAAAAUGAUAAAUUGUUUAUUUGAUUUCAUAGGUCUAAUAUCGGAACCAUUGCAAGCUGAGGUUCAUCCACAUCGUAAUCGUUUAUCUGAAAAUAAUAAUAAUUGAAAAGUUUUCUUUCUAAUUUCUGUUCAUAAUUCAAACAAUUGUCCGCACACUCACAUACUACACACCUAUUAGCUUGUUGUGUACGCCCAAAUCAAUCAGUUAACUUGUCUUUUUGCUUGUUCAUUACAUUUUGAUUUGUUUGUUUUUUUCUCCUUCUUUAUAAUUCACAUUAGUUUGUUCAUUGUGACUUGGUGUUUGUUAUUGUUUGUGAUGACUAGUCAACUGAUAGAUCUACAUACAUAUGUGUAAUCUUCUGUUUUGAUUGUGCUUCAAUUAAUUUAUAUAUUAAAUAUUAAGAUCUUAUUUAAAUGAUCAUUAUCAUUUUCUUCUCUGUAUCCAGUUCAUUUAAUUCACCAUUGAUUUGUUGUUUACAAGUUGGACAGAUUGACACAUUGAAACAUAUUGUUUUGUAAUAUUCGUUUGAAGUACAGUGUUUUUUUUUCUUAAAUUAGUCAUUUCAAACCUGUUUUUUUAAGAAAAAUCUAGCUGGUCUGCAUCAAUACUUUUGUUUUGCUCUAUUAUGUUCGAAUGUAUUGUUGUCGUUAUUAAUUAGUGUUAUGUGUUGUUGUUGUUGUUGUUGUUUUAGUUUUAUUUUAUGAUAUUCGAAUGUUUGUUUUGUGUUUGUAUUAUCAUUAUAACACAAAUUCCUCUUCUUUUUAAGUUGCCUUUUUAUUCAUUUACUUGGUAAAGCUCGUUGUUAUUGCCUUCUUUUGUCAUAUUUCUCUACUGAUCAUUAUCUACAGUUUAUUCUACUUAAAUAUUAUGACUAAUGAUAGCUUCUUUAUCUUUGAAGGAGAAAAAACAUUCUUUUCUGUUCAAUUUUAAAUCUAGUCACAUUUUUAAAUGGUUAUAUGAUAAACUACAUGUCUCUUCAUUUCUAUCUUACUCCUUAUUUGUUUACUGCCUUACUUUUCUUCUUGACUUCAAAAAGGUUUUUUAUACUUAGGAAGAGAAAAAAAUAAAUGAUGAUCUCCCGGUUAACCAAAUUUCUGGCUUUUUUUAAUUAUUAAAACAAAACCUUUCCAAAUGAACAUAUAUAUAUAUAUAUAUAUAUAUAUAUAUAUAUAUAUAUAUAUAUAUAUAUAUAUAUAUAAUAUCUGUAUAAUAAUUACAAAUAGUAUUUUUACACUGAGUUCAAGUAUACUAUUCUUUUUCUUUACUUACCCAAUUAAUAUUCUUUUUUAUCUAAUUUAGUCAGUUGUAUUCUAUAUUGUUGUAGUUGUUGCAAUCAUAUUGCCUGUUGUAUGUUUUGUUAAAGUUGACAUGUAUGUGUACACAUAUUUAUUAAUUCAUUGAAAUAACAAUGAAAUAUUCUUUUAUUGUAUUAUGAUUUUCGAAUUAUAAUGCUCUUUUGUAUAUCUUUUUCUUUACUUACUUUUUGGUAAAUUUACUUAUAGAGUGUGUUAAUCAGGGGGGUUUUAUUUACAAAAUGAAUUGAUACACUUACAUUCUCUUCUUCAGAACUGAAAUACAUUGGUCGUCUACAAAAAGUUAACUCUUUUUUUUUCUUGUAUAAGUUAUUUCACAUUAAUCUUUCAUAAUUAUUUGUUACUUAUAACUGCCUAUGGAUGUUGAUGUAUUUUCGCUUUGAUUUAUUGAUGAUUGCAUAAUUGUGACAAUAAUGAACAGUAAGAAAAUGGUUAUACUGUUAUUGUUGUAAAUUCACUCGACAUAGUACUAUGUGUUUUGUCGAAAUAUUUUAUUCAUUUUUUUAUACCAGGAAUAUUCCUCAUUUUGUAAUUGAACUUUGUAUUGAAACUAUUGCUUACGUUCAUCUUGGUUUACUGUUUAAAUUUUUUUAAAAUUUCCUUACUAUCCGUUUAUAAAUCUGUAUAAAAUAUUUACGUGUUAAUUUUGGGUUAUAAUUUAUAUAUAUAUAUAUGAUAUCGUAUCAGGUUUUUGUCUUAUCCAGCUGAUCGGAGCUAUUACAUUCUUCGGAUAAGGAGUCAUUACAUAUUAUUCAUUCUAUUCUAAGAGAGAAUUCUGUUAUAUAUUUUAAACUGUACACAGUUAAUGACAUGAUCAUUUUCCUUGUGUACUCAAGGGUAAGUUUGUACUUUUGCUAUAAUCCUUCAGAAUUCAAUGAUUUAACCAGUGAUCUACAACCCAUAAAACGACUUUUUUUAAUACCAAGUAUUGAAAAACUAAAGAAUUAGUAGUAUAUUUUAGUAAUUAAUAAAAAUUAUAUUUGUCUA
This is a messenger RNA of Schistosoma margrebowiei, 6551 nucleotides long. The record is from the annotation of a GenBank genome assembly. NCBI's taxonomy places the organism in Eukaryota, Metazoa, Platyhelminthes, Trematoda, Strigeidida, Schistosomatidae.